AGCUUGCGCAGGGUCCCAGCACGCAUCUGACUCCAGUGAGAAACAUGGCGUCCGCCUUACUGUUACUGUCGUUCCCGUGGCCAGCGCGUCCCGGACCGCUCCGGAGGUGCUGGGAGCUGCUGCAGCAACUGCAACAGAGCUGGAAUGGGGUUGUCAGUCCUCAGUGGGCACCAGCAUUAGCAGUCCAGGGUCCACCCAUACUCACAGAACUAGCACAUGAUACCAGUGGAAAUAAAGAAGAGUCCAGCUUUUUAGAUAGUAUCUUUUGGAUGGCAGCCCCCAAAAACAGACGCACCAUUGAAGUUAACCGAUGUAGGAGAAGAAACCCCCGGAAGCUUAUUGCAAUUAAGAACAAUAUAGACAUGUGCCCUGAAUGUGGUCACCUGAAGCAGAAACAUGUCCUUUGUGGCUAUUGCUAUGAGAAAGUACGCGAGGAAACAACAAAAAUCAGGCAACAGAUAUGGGCUCAAGAAGGGGGCCCCUUGAAAGCUCCCACCGUCGAGACUGUGGUUCUGUACACAGGAGAGAAACCGUCAGAGCAAGAUCACGGCAAGAGGAUUGUUGAACGAAACAUGAAGAGGCCUUCUUGGUUCACCCAGAAUUGACACUAAAGAAGUUAAAAGGAUAAUUUCAUAGUAAGGAAAAUUUCAUAGUCAGUCUCUAAAAUCAGGAGUCUUUGUUUUCAUAUCAUCAGUGUGUUUUAAAAUGGACUUUAUUAGUUGUUAAUUUUAAAUGAGGUAAUUUGAAUAGUGUAUCUUUAAUAAACUCAAUAUGUUUAUGCAAAGGCUCAAGAGACUAAUAUGUAUGUUCCUGUAAUGCUGUUGGGUUUUUAUUAAAGCUAAAAUUUCCAGACCAAAACAAAAAGUAAUUUAAUAAAAUUCAUAGCUCAUAUAGGCUGUUUGAAUUCUUGCAGAUUUUUAAAAUGAUAGUUGUGUCAAUAAGAAAAGGUUGUAGAGAGACAGGAAGGGGUGCAGUAGGAAAAUGCAUGGGAGUGGGGCAAGAAAGGACUUAGACAGAAUACAGGUCUGGCAGUUACCUGGACCAAGUGAUGUAGUACAGACCAUGAUGGUGAUAUAGAGAGAGGUAAUGGGAUAUAUAGAUAGGAUAUAUAUAGAACUAAUGGAAAUUGUCAUGUUUCAGAAACAGGACAAACUAGAUUUGGUGAUCAUUUGGUGGUGUAGAGACCAGAAGAUGCAAACAUCAGGUAGUGGGUAGUCAGCCCAUAACUGCUGCCAGCAGGCUGGGGAGCUCCCUUUCCCUUCGGGGCCGUCACUCAAGUAAAACUGGGUCCUUGGGUCUGGCCAGAUGUCUCAGCCUGAUGACCUGAGUUUAAUUGCAGAGACACACAUAUUGGCAGGAGAGAAACAGCUCCCAGAUGCUGCACUUUUGUAACUGGCCUGUCAUAGACAAAUAGUUCCUAAAGGCACACUUUAGCUGCCGGACUAUUAAGACAAUGAACAUCAGUGAUCUCUUGGUGGAAGAAGAAAAACACUGAAACUUGAUGCCAGACAGAGGAAUGUAUUGGCUCCCAGGAAAGAUAUUUCACACAACUCUAAUGAUUUGUAAGACUGCCUUGCAAGCUAAGAAUGAAGCCCAGAUGAUUGGCAGGACCAUAACUUGAAUAGGACUGGUAAAAUGUAUGUAUUCCUGGUCCUCUGUUUAAACUUGAAUCUCAUUUCAGGGCCCUAAAGAUGGCAGGGUGGGAGGUGUGUCUCCCUGAAUCUCUUGUGCCUUCUUCCCAAUGUGAGUAAUCCCACAUUAAAUAAAUCUCUUUUCUUUGUUUUGCUAUUAA
Messenger RNA from Onychomys torridus (southern grasshopper mouse), 1792 nucleotides. It is a transcript of the gene Mrpl32, whose product is annotated as mitochondrial ribosomal protein L32. Gene Ontology annotation, molecular function: structural constituent of ribosome. The transcript is spliced from 3 exons. Bases 45 to 605 code for a protein of 186 amino acids. Gene Ontology annotation, cellular component: mitochondrial large ribosomal subunit. NCBI's taxonomy places the organism in Eukaryota, Metazoa, Chordata, Mammalia, Rodentia, Cricetidae. Gene Ontology annotation, biological process: translation. The record is from RefSeq and is a predicted model, not a curated record.